AUGGCUGAGAGCCAGGGACGUGCCCAACAUGCCUCCAGUGCCUGCGACGAAGAUCUGCAUGAAACAGCCCGGAUCAUCGCCUCUGCAGUCCUACGCUAUGCUGUAGCCAUGAGCCAGGGAGCCACGAGCAAGGCACCAACUGCUCCCUCGGCCACAGGACCCAGGGUGCCUCCUCCCACAGCAGAGCCUGCAGACUGUACAUCCUCGGCCUCUGCCUUGGCUGGAGGUGCCGUAGGGGAAGCCACGGAAGCCCCUCUCACUGCAGCAGCGGCGCCACAAGAAGAAGUGGCUUCUCCUAUGACUGCAGAUCUUCUCAGGGAGGACAUCACAGAUCUCAGUCCAGCAGCAGCUGAUGAAGCAGGAGCAGCAGCUACUCCCUUGGCUAUGGUUCCGGGGCACCAGGUUGCCGCCGAGCAGGGAGGCCGAGCGCAGUCCUCCUCCUGCACCAAAGAUACGCCAGCGCAUGAGCCAGCAACGUCCCAGACACAAGCACCGUCCCAGGGUCUGUUGGCCGGGCCUGUUCAGCGCAACGAGCAGCACCAAGGACUAGGCAUCCUUGACCUCGCACAAGCCCCAGCGCGCCAGCCACGGCCCUCCCGCGUCAGGAGGGCACUUCGGGCUCUGCGCAGGGCUUUCUGCUGCAGCUGCAUCGCAGGACAGCGAGAGUAG
Cygnus atratus (black swan) is the source of this 669-nucleotide messenger RNA. Its product is annotated as nematocyst expressed protein 3-like. Bases 1 to 669 code for a protein of 222 amino acids. The transcript has 3 exons. The record is from RefSeq and is a predicted model, not a curated record. Lineage: Eukaryota; Metazoa; Chordata; Aves; Anseriformes; Anatidae.